UUUGGACAGAGACAGCGUUUAAGAGUGAGCGGUCCACUUGUACGGCGGGGCACACUAAUAAAACUGAAGUAUAAAGUAAAGCAGGUAUGUAUCGGAAUCUCUGCACCGUUACAUAUCUGGUAGCGUCACAUAUGUAGAUAUUCCUUGGUGGUAUUGAUUGGGUAAUAAUUUCCUACCGGACUGGUAGUAAAUUGUUCCAGGGUGGUAAAUAUUUCAUUACGACAACAUUACUCAAGAGUAGUUCCUGCUAUUACCGAUGCCAGAAGAGUCACAUAGGGCACACACGCGCCACCUAUCGGAGGCUAAGUUACGUGAAAACAAACAGAACGAGGAGCCUGUAUUAAUCCGUAAAAAAACAUGGCCACGAUGCAGGACACGGUUUACGACGGCCUGAUCACCUUAUUCGUUUACCUGUUCGACACACUAAUUCCAAUCUUCCGAAAAAUCCGGUUCUUCAUCCUCCUCCCGUUUACCCCGAUUUUGAAGCCCAUCACGGACUACCUGUUUGCCAGCAUCGGAAUUAAGGUGAGCUCCGAAAUGAAGGGGUCACACGCCGACAUUUGCGUCCUGGAUAAGCGCUUCUACGCCCGAUUGUGGUCCGACCAGGAGCUCGGUUUUCAAGAAAUGUACGUUGAGGAGUGGUGGACGACGGAAAAUAUGGACGCCCUUUAUGAAAAAAUUGUCGCCUUUUUCGAAAAAAAUCGCUGGAUUGCUAAGGCCCACAUUGCCUACUGGGAGGCCCAAUUUCGUUGGGCCCUCUUGAACACGGGGCGGGAAGGGCAUAACUUCAGUGCCCCGCCGGAAUAUGACUUGCCUCCCGCCUACUUCAAACUGAUGACGGACAAGGAACACAUGCAACUCUCGGCGGGUUACUAUGCCUACGGAGCGACCAACUAUGCCGAAGCGCAGGUCGGAAAGCUGACCCUGAUAGCGGCCAAACUCGGCCUUAAAGCGGGAAUGACCCUGCUGGACUUAGGCUGUGGGUAUGGCGGUCUCUCCAAAUUCAUGGCGGACAAUUAUGGCGUCACCGUCGUGGGAGUCACGGUUUGCGGGACGAUGGCAAAACAGGCCAGGAAGCACUGCUCCGGUAGUAAUGUGACCAUUAAAAAGCACCAUUGGAGAAAAUUGGGGGGAAAAUUCGACCGCAUAACGGUCAUUGAAAUGUUGGAACAUGUCGGGAAACAGAAUUAUGACGAGUUUUUUAGAAAAAUUGAAUCCCUCCUGAACCCUGGGGGCCAGGUUCUAUUUCAGCAUUACGUCACGGACCAUAAUGUCCCCCACUUUUCCGAGUUUUACUGUAAAUACCAAUUCGGCCAGGUUUACUUCCCCUCAUUCCACGAGUUCGUCGAGCCUUCGUCCAAGUACUUGCGCAUCGCCAACACUCAAGACUUGACGAUUGACGCGUCCCUCACCUGUCAACACUAUCUCGACAUGGUGGACAACAAUCGGGCCGAGAUGGAAGCCUUGGUAGGGCCCAAGGUUUGGAGGGCCCUUCGAAUCACGUACGCCAUACCGUUCGCUCAUGGGAAAUUCGGAACCUUAAUGAUCUAUCAGACCGUCCUGGUGAGAAAGGAUGAGAAGAGCAGGGUACCCCUGGCACAGUGAAGGGCCGUCGGUUUUUAAUUACCCCGCCGCCUUGAUUGUAGAAUAUACACUCAAAAUAAAAAUUUGUCGAAUCAACACCGCCGGUGUCAAUAUAUGACUUAACCGUCUUGGUUACAAUGUUGAAUCCGAGUUAUGAUGAUUUUAAUACCGGUAGUUAUAAUGUUAUGACCGGACGGAAAAAAUUCAUUACUACUCGGAAUCACAAUUGUAACCAAGGCGGUUAAGUCAUAUAUUGACACCGUUUUGUUUGGAGUGUACCCAAUAUGAAUGUGUGUACCUCUGGUACACAAGUAUGUACCAUAGGUACAGUAUGUCAAUUAUUUAGUGCUACGAUUUUACAUCCAUGUAAAAUUUCAGUUUUCUGGGAGAUGAUUAAAAAUUCAAUAUUUUACAAUUGUGGAAUUUACAAAUAUUUAUUAUGGCCCAACUUUGGCAGGUGAGAAAUAUGUAUGUAUGUAGAUACAUC
Folsomia candida is the source of this 2071-nucleotide messenger RNA. RefSeq names its product cyclopropane-fatty-acyl-phospholipid synthase. The transcript is spliced from 5 exons. The record is from RefSeq and is a predicted model, not a curated record. NCBI's taxonomy places the organism in Eukaryota, Metazoa, Arthropoda, Collembola, Entomobryomorpha, Isotomidae. The coding region runs from base 358 to 1605 and encodes 415 amino acids. Gene Ontology annotation, biological process: lipid biosynthetic process.